CGAGGCGGUGGGGUUUGACGAUCAGGGACACCCCUCUCUGCUGGAUGGGAUGUAGCCCAGGUCUGCAGGAGAAGAAGGGAAGAAUCCGAAAGACUUUGAUCAGAUCGAACCUCUUUCCUGGAGAAAAAAAGCCCCCAGCCUGUUCAACCUUCGCUCAACCUCAAAGGAUCUGAGGUGUCAUGAGGUCACUGGAAGUGUGCAAGUGUUCCAAGACCCAGGCCUGGUACCUGUUCCUGGUCCUCGUGGUUAUAACCACAUUGAGUUUCACUGGCCGAGUUGUCUACCUCUCCCUGGGUGAAGGGUACGGAAUCUCCCUGGAUCCAUCCUGCAAACCCAGGAGACACGUCGUCUUCCUAAAAACACACAAGACUGCCAGCAGCACCAUCCUUAACAUCUUGUAUCGGUACGGAGAGGCCAGGAACCUGACGUUUGCUUUGCCCUUUUUUGACCAUUUGGGAUAUCCUCAGCUCUUCAAGGCCAGAUACGUCAAGGACUUUGAAAGGAACCCCAGCAAGGAAUAUAACAUUAUCUGUAAUCACAUGAGGUUCAAUUUGCCUGAGGUGAGGAAGGUGAUGCCAAACCAGUCCGUCUACUUCACCAUCCUCCGGAACCCCGACCAAGUGGCCGAGUCGUCUUUCUCCUACUACCACGAUGUCACGCCUGCCUUCAGGGAGGCGAAGAGCCUGGAUCGGUUUGCCUCGAGACCUAGCACGUACUACAGCCCGUCUGCAGCCGACAACCACUACGCCCGCAACCUGAUGUGGUUCGACCUGGGAGGGGACCACAAUGCGCAGGGGGACCCGAGCUACGUCAACAGCACCCUGCAGGCGCUGGAGAGGGCCUUCGACCUCGUCUUGCUGGCGGAGUACUUCGACGAGUCUCUGGUCCUGCUCAGGGAGGCUCUGUGUUGGCCGAUCGAAGACAUGGCCUACUUCCGGCUCAACGCCCGGCUGAGGCUGUCGGUCGCUCCACUGGCCCCGGCCGCCUCGUCCAAACUCCGGCAGUGGAACUCACUGGACUGGAGCCUCUACAGCCGCUUCAACCGCUCCUUCUGGGAGCGCGUCGCCCGCUAUGGGGCGGUCAGGAUGGAACGAGAUGUCUCCCAGCUCCGGGAGAUCCGCCGCCGCCUCGGCGCCACCUGCCUCCGGGGAGACGCGCCGGCGGGGGCUGCUGAGACAGUGCCGGCGGAAAUCAGGCCUCCCAGCUUCGGGACUGCCAAGAUCCUGGGCUACGUCCUCAGGCAGGACCUGACGGGUCCCACCAGGGAGCUCUGCACAAGGAUGGUCCUUCCCGAAAGUCGCUACCUGAGCCUUCUGCAGAGGAAGCAAGCGCUGAUCAAGCUGCCACACAACAUGGAAAACAGAUUGUAG
Molecule: messenger RNA, 1370 nt
Organism: Pristis pectinata (smalltooth sawfish)
Lineage: Eukaryota; Metazoa; Chordata; Chondrichthyes; Rhinopristiformes; Pristidae
Product: galactose-3-O-sulfotransferase 2-like
Exons: 5
Coding region: 180-1370 (396 amino acids)
Biological process (GO): glycolipid biosynthetic process
Cellular component (GO): membrane
Molecular function (GO): galactosylceramide sulfotransferase activity
Source: RefSeq, a predicted model, not a curated record